AUGUGGGACUCAUCGGGGGCCCUGGGAGGUGACCACGACAUCUGGAGAUGUGGAGUUGACGUCGGAUACAUCGGAAUCAUCCCCAUAAAAUGGUGGGGCCCGAAGAAGAAGACUCCGCUGGUGGGGAAGCAGGCUGAUCGCUCAGAGCAGAUGGAAUUUCCCCAGAAGGGCGUGACGGUGGAGCCUUGGACAAAGAGGCCAGUGGAGCAGGCGGGGCUGGGCGGGAGACUAGCAAUAAACUACAGCAGAGAAUUGAUUUGGAUUGAUCUCUUUGCAGACUCUUCCAAGCACCUGUGUCUGCCAUUUAUGGUUGAUGGACAGCAGGUAGGCUAUGUGUCACCAGCAGUAGCUGAAUCUCUCCAACAAUAUCCAGAGGUUUUCCCAGUGUCUGAGGGAGAUGAUAAACCUGUGGGCGUUGAACUUAACAAGCAACUAGCAUCCUAUGAGCAAUGGACUGCUGCAGUGCCAGGGAUAUUAAAAAAACUGAUGGCACUGCAAGCAUUUCCCUGCCUGAAAGAGUGGAGGGAGGUGCUCUACAAUGCAAUGCCCUAUUUUGAUAGACCUCUCUUCAGCAUGGAACGUGCUGCAACACCAUUAUUGGGUGUGAAAUGCUAUGGUACUCACUUGAAUGGCUACACUUGGAAAAAUGGCGAGAUGCACAUGUGGCUGGCCUGCAGGGCCCUGAACAAACCCACUUAUCCUGGUUUACUGAAUAACCUGAGUGCUGGUGGCAUUGCAACUGGGUUGGGUGUCAGAGAAAUGCUAGUGAAAGAAAGCCAAGAAGCAUGCCUCCCUGUCUCCCUCACUGCACUAGCCAAGGCUGUUGGAACAAUCAGCUACACCUAUGAAGGAACACAUGGAGAAAUUUAUUCUGAAUGCCUGUUCAUAUUUGACCUGGAGCUGCCUCAAGAGUUUGUGCCCCAGGUGGGGGACGGAGAGGUAAAGGAGUUCUACCUUUGGCCACUUAACAAGGUGAAAGAGGUCAUUGCAUCUUCGGAUUUCAAGCCCAACUCUGCAAUGGUGGCACUAGAUUUCCUUAUCAGACACAGUUACAUCCAACCUGAUGAAGGUAGGCAAGGCCAGACUCCAAAGAUGUUAGGGCAAAAGGGAACAAACAUGAGCCUGAAGUAG
This is a messenger RNA of Varanus komodoensis (Komodo dragon), 1131 nucleotides long. RefSeq names its product nudix hydrolase 20, chloroplastic-like. Gene Ontology annotation, molecular function: 8-oxo-dGDP phosphatase activity. NCBI's taxonomy places the organism in Eukaryota, Metazoa, Chordata, Lepidosauria, Squamata, Varanidae. The record is from RefSeq and is a predicted model, not a curated record.